This is a messenger RNA of Gymnodraco acuticeps, 1166 nucleotides long. RefSeq names its product SWI/SNF-related matrix-associated actin-dependent regulator of chromatin subfamily B member 1-like. The record is from RefSeq and is a predicted model, not a curated record. Lineage: Eukaryota; Metazoa; Chordata; Actinopteri; Perciformes; Bathydraconidae. Gene Ontology annotation, biological process: regulation of transcription by RNA polymerase II; chromatin remodeling. Gene Ontology annotation, molecular function: transcription coregulator activity. Gene Ontology annotation, cellular component: nucleus; nuclear chromosome.
GUUGGAAACUACCUGCGUAUGUUCAGAGGAUCUCUGUAUAAGAGAUACCCAUCUUUAUGGAGGAGGCUGGCCUCAGUGGAGGAGAGGAAGAAGAUCGUAGCAUCGUCACACGCCACCAGUGUCACUCUGCUGAAGGCAUCAGAGUGUGAGGAGAUAUUUGAGGGGAAUGAUGAGAAAUACAAGGCGGUGUCCAUCAGCACAGAGCCCCCGGCGUACCUCAGAGAGCAGAAGGGCAAGAGGAGCAGUCAGUGGGUGCCCACCCUGCCCAACAGCUCCCACCACCUGGAUGCUGUGCCCUGCUCCACCACCAUCAACCGCAACCGCAUGGGCCGGGACAAGAAGAGGACCUUCCCCCUGUGCUUUGAUGACCACGACCCCGCAGUGAUCCAUGAGAACGCAGCGCAGGUGGAGGCGCUGGUUCCCAUCCGGCUGGACAUGGAAAUCGAUGGACAGAAACUGAGAGAUGCCUUCACUUGGAACAUGAAUGAGAAGCUGAUGACCCCGGAGAUGUUUGCAGAGAUCUUGUGUGAUGACCUGGACCUGAAUCCUCUGGCCUUCGUCCCUGCCAUCGCCUCCGCCAUCCGUCAGCAGAUCGAGUCGUACCCCAACGACGGCAUCCUGGAGGAGCAGCAGGACCAGAGGGUCAUCAUCAAGCUGAACAUACACGUGGGGAACAUUUCUCUGGUGGACCAGUUUGAGUGGGACAUGUCUGAGAGAGAGAACUCCCCCGAGUCCUUCGCCCUGAAGCUGUGCUCUGAGCUGGGUCUGGGGGGGGAAUUUGUUACCACCAUCGCCUACAGCAUCCGCGGUCAGAUCAGCUGGCACCAGAGGACCUACGCCUUCAGUGAGAACCCCCUCCCGACAGUAGAGAUAGCCAUCCGCAACACAGGAGAUGCAGACCAGUGGUGCCCCCUGCUGGAGACCCUCACAGACGCUGAGAUGGAGAAGAAGAUCCGAGACCAGGACAGGAAUACCAGGCGUAUGAGAAGACUGGCCAACACCGCUCCGUCCUGGUAGAGGCCCAAGGACUACUGUUACUGAAGAAGCAACACACACACACACACACACACACACACACACACACACACACACACACACACACACACACACACACACACACACACACACACACACACACACACACACACACACACACACACACACAC